This is a messenger RNA of Sebastes umbrosus (honeycomb rockfish), 1452 nucleotides long. It is a transcript of the gene gtf2b, whose product is annotated as general transcription factor IIB. Gene Ontology annotation, molecular function: TBP-class protein binding; RNA polymerase II general transcription initiation factor activity. The transcript has 7 exons. Gene Ontology annotation, cellular component: transcription preinitiation complex; nucleus. NCBI's taxonomy places the organism in Eukaryota, Metazoa, Chordata, Actinopteri, Perciformes, Sebastidae. The record is from RefSeq and is a predicted model, not a curated record. Gene Ontology annotation, biological process: transcription initiation at RNA polymerase II promoter; transcription preinitiation complex assembly. Bases 129 to 1085 code for a protein of 318 amino acids.
UAACAGUUCGCCUAUUUUGAUCCUCACGGCUCCCCGUACUCCAGCGGUCACGUGAGCAGAGGAGAAGCUAUAAAUAGAGGUGGUGCGUUCAUUUGUUUCUUUGAGGAUCAGACGGACAGAGGAGCAACAUGGCGUCGACGAGCCGCGGAGAUGCCCUGGCCCUUCCCAGAGUUCAGUGUCCCAACCACCCUGAUGCCAUACUGGUGGAGGACUACAGAGCAGGGGACAUGAUCUGCCCCGAAUGUGGCCUUGUAGUAGGUGACCGUGUAAUCGACGUCGGCUCAGAGUGGAGAACGUUCUCCAACGAGAAAGCCCUCAAAGAUCCAUCCAGAGUGGGAGACGCCCAGAACCCCCUGCUCAACGGGGGCGACCUAACCACCAUGAUCAGCAAGGGAACUGGCGCAGCUAGCUUUGAUGAAUUCGGUAACUCCAAGUACCAGAACCGACGGACCAUGAGCAGCUCUGACCGGGCCAUGCUCAACGCCUUCAAAGAAAUCAGCACCAUGGCAGAUCGCAUCAACCUGCCAAGAAACAUCAUAGACAGAACAAACAACUUAUUCAAGCAGGUUUAUGAACAGAAGAGCCUGAAGGGGCGAGCCAACGAUGCCAUCGCUUCGGCCUGUCUCUACAUCGCCUGCAGACAAGAAGGUGUACCAAGAACAUUUAAAGAGAUCUGCGCCGUCUCUCGGAUCUCCAAGAAGGAGAUCGGCAGGUGCUUCAAGCUGAUCCUGAAGGCGCUGGAGACCAGCGUGGACCUCAUCACCACCGGAGACUUCAUGUCUCGCUUCUGCUCAAACCUGGGCUUGCCUAAGCAGGUGCAGAUGGCGGCCACCUUCAUCGCCAGGAAGGCCGUGGAGCUCGACCUGGUGCCCGGCAGGAGCCCCAUCUCGGUGGCCGCGGCAGCCAUCUACAUGGCCUCCCAGGCAUCUGCAGAGAAGAAGACCCAGAAAGAAAUCGGGGACAUCGCCGGCGUCGCGGAUGUUACGAUCAGACAGUCAUACCGACUCAUCUACCCCCGCGCCGCAGAACUCUUCCCUCCAGACUUCAAAUUCGACACACCCGUCGACAAGCUGCCCCAACUGUGAAGACGCAGCGACAGUGAUAUUUUUCUGCUGUACUUACAAGAUUGUAUUCUUUCUUUAAAAAAAUCAUGUUUGUGUUGGAUUUGGAAGGUUUCCCCUUGUCCCUCCUAAGACUCCUAGCCUUUGUCGAGGCGCCCUCGCAGGAAUAUAACGGACACAUUCCAGUGCUUAAAAAAAGAAAAACAGCUUGCAGACUGUACUUGCAGUAUAUACACUCAAAUGAUAUACUGUAUCAUGUAUAUAUGUCCAAGUUGGAACAUGUAAUUGCUUGCAAUUUUAGGCUGGUUUCAUACUGUAUACAUAAAACUUUGUUUUUGUAGAAAAAUGACCUGGUUCUAUUUUGUUAGUUAGUUUGAAUUGUUCCAAGUAA